CAACGUACUAGUAAGGUCUUCGACCCUCUUCUCCCUCUCACCACAUUCUAUGUGCAAGUAUGUCAUAUGUAUAUAUGCAGUGAUGAUCAUGGCCGCACAAAACAAUACCAGAAGCUCACUCUGAGUUGUGUAACUGAUCAACACUCCCCAAAAAUCCCCACCUCCGGCCUAAAAACCUUCUUCUUAGGCUAAGGCAAUGUCCAAGCAUCUAACCCUCUCCUUCCUCCUCUUCUUCUUCCUGAUCUUAUGCGAUCCCUCUAAUGGCCGCUUCAUCACCCACAGCACGUACUUCUCUUUAUCCUCUGAUCUAGUCUCCGAUGGGGUCCAGCAGCUCCGUGGCCAGCCCUACCUCGCUCUCAACCGGUCCUCUUCCUUCUCUGACGAGUCCACUUGCGAGCAGACCUACGGCUUCUUGCCCUGCACCACCACCAUCCUCGGAAAUAUCUUCCUCAUCCUCGUCUAUGACUUCCUCAUGUACCUCUCCGCCACCUGUUUGUCCUAUGGCAGCGAGCACUUGUUAAAGAUUCUUGGCCCUGCUAUUGUCGGCGGUUUGUUCCUUCCAAUCCUCGGCGCCCUUCCGGAUGCCAUGCUUAUUCUCGUAUCCGGCCUUUCAGGAAGCACAAAAACUGCUGAAAGUCAAGUUUCUGUUGGUAUGGGCUUGCUAGCUGGUUCAACUAUUCUGUUUCUUACGAUAAUAUGGGGAAUAUGCAUUAUUGUUGGCAAGUGCAAUCUCGUUGAUGGAGUUGCACAAGAUUUACAAGAUACUAACUCAACUGAAUCGAGUGCUUGUACUACUGAUGGGGACGUUACUACUCAUGGGGAUGCUAGACCAUGUGCUUGGAUUAUGUUGAUUUCUGUCAUCCCAUUUUUAAUCAUUCAAAUACCACAAGUUCUCAGUUCAACCUUAUGGAAGCACUUGGCAGUCUGGAUUGCGCUUAUUUUCUCUCUCCUACUAUUGAUUUCCUAUUGUCUUUAUCAAGUUUUUGAACCUUGGAUCCACAAGAGCAAAAUUUCUUCUGUGAUGCACAAGUGGCAGUCGGAAAGGCUGCUCAAUGAUCUUGGUGAACCUGAUGAGGAAGGCAUUAAAAGGUUGUUUUCUGCAGUAGACACAAAUCGCGAUGGAAAAAUUUCACAUAAUGAAUUGAGAGCAUUGGUUCUUGGAAUUAGAUUUGAAGAGAUUGACCUGAAUAAGAAUGAUGCUGUAGAUAAAUUAAUGAGAGAUUUUGAUACAUCCCAAGAUGGUCACAUUAACAAGAAAGAGUUUGUCGAUGGCGUUUCUGAACGGCUAAAGAGGGCAACGAAUAUACCGACUACCUCUAUCAAAGCAGUGCUAUUGUUGUUGCUGGGAACUCUCAUUGCUGUCGCAUUUGCUGACCCCUUGGUAGAAGCUGUUGAUAACUUUGCUGAUGCCACCAGUAUUCCUUCUUUCUUCGUCUCCUUCAUCGCGCUGCCUUUGGCUACCAACUUAAGCGAAGUCGUGUCAGCAGUUAUAACUGCUAGCCGUCACAAAGGUGAAACUGCCAACUUAACAUUUACCGUGCUAUACGGGUCAGUAAUAAUGAAUAAUGUCCUCUGCCUCUCAGUGUUCUUAGCCCUUGUUAACAUUAGGGGACUGGCAUGGGAUUUCUCAUCUGAAGUGCUGGUUAUUAUUAUUGUCUGCGUUGUGGUGGGUUGCUUCGCCAGCUUCAGCAAACAAGAUUUCCCUAAAUGGACAGCUCUUGUAGCUUUCCUACUUUACCCGUUGUCCCUCGUCCUGAUCUAUGUUCUUCGCUAUGUUCUGGACUGGCCAUAG
Messenger RNA from Carya illinoinensis, 1792 nucleotides. Its product is annotated as sodium/calcium exchanger NCL-like. Gene Ontology annotation, cellular component: membrane. Bases 197 to 1792 code for a protein of 531 amino acids. The transcript has 6 exons. The record is from RefSeq and is a predicted model, not a curated record. Gene Ontology annotation, molecular function: calcium:proton antiporter activity; calcium ion binding. NCBI's taxonomy places the organism in Eukaryota, Viridiplantae, Streptophyta, Magnoliopsida, Fagales, Juglandaceae. Gene Ontology annotation, biological process: intracellular calcium ion homeostasis; calcium ion transmembrane transport.